Messenger RNA from Cryptomeria japonica (Japanese cedar), 1092 nucleotides. RefSeq lists its product as uncharacterized. NCBI's taxonomy places the organism in Eukaryota, Viridiplantae, Streptophyta, Pinopsida, Cupressales, Cupressaceae. The transcript has a single exon. The record is from RefSeq and is a predicted model, not a curated record. Bases 246 to 764 code for a protein of 172 amino acids.
CCUUGCACGUUGUUUGGAGCGUGGAACGCAAUUACCGCCCUUACCAACGACUGAACGACGCUUAUCUUCUUCACAGGGCCGGCUCCACACGGAAUCUCGUAAAAAAUUUGGCGUUAUAUUACAUCAGAAUAUACCUCUGAUGCGCAAAGCAUCAAUGUGCCUAUAUACCCUGUCUAACAGAUUCUGCAGAUCCACUUUAAUCUGAACUAGGUUUUUGAUUGCGAGCAUUCACCAAGCUGGUUUUAAUGGCUGCCACUUUAUUUGUAGUUUCAGAGUAUGGAAGCCUCACACACAAAAGGAUUGUCUGCAGCGGAGGAAACCCAUUUGCGCAAAAGAGUGCUGGAAAUGGAUCUCCCAAGGUUUUGGUAUGUGUUUGCUCAAAUUCAAAGGAUCAGAAGAUGAAGGGCGUGGAAAAGAAUAUAGUGAAGAUAAAAUUUGAUUUUAUUGACAAGGGGCUGAAAUCAAGAUUGCGGAUUCCCCUCUUUGGGUGGUUUGCUGAUGAAAAACUGGCAGAGGGCAGCAGCAGCGGAUCUGUUGAAUCCUCUGUUCUGCAGAUCACAAGAAAACCCACAGAAAAUGAGGGGGAGAUUUCAGUGAGGAGACAAUCCAAGUUUGUGGCGGUGAGUUUCACUCCAGAGAAGGCCAAAUUGCUGCGGAAAACACUUCGAUCUACUUCGAAUUUUCAUGAUCUGAUGUAUCAUUCCGCCAUCGCUUCUCGUUUGGCUUCUGCUGAGUCCUCUUCAAAGGAGGGAAACCCCUCUUAAUCUGUCGAUAUGGUUAAGUUUAGAAGAGGGCUUUUUUUGUACAUAGUUUUGUUGCUCUGUAAUUGAUUUUCCUGUACAUUCUCUGUUUGCGUGGCUGUAAAUCUGUGGUAGAAAAUCAGAAUAAAUCUGACAUUAGGUUCCUUUGGUUUGUUAAUCCAGACAGAAUAUUGUGAUUAAUUUCAUUUUCUGUGCUGGAGAUCCACAGUAGUGUACAGGGCACUAAGUUAAUGUCAUUUGAUGCAGAAAAUCCUGUUAUCUUUUUAUUUGCACUUCAGAGUCUCUGGUAGAUAAAUUCAGAUUCAAGAAAGAUGUGCUACUUUUUUCAUCA